Molecule: messenger RNA, 2731 nt
Organism: Triticum aestivum (bread wheat)
Lineage: Eukaryota; Viridiplantae; Streptophyta; Magnoliopsida; Poales; Poaceae
Exons: 6
Coding region: 202-2487 (761 amino acids)
Biological process (GO): carbohydrate metabolic process
Molecular function (GO): hydrolase activity, hydrolyzing O-glycosyl compounds
Source: RefSeq, a predicted model, not a curated record
CGCCAAACUAUUUCCAACCCGCCAAACAAGCCGCUCUUGGAACCCAGUCCUACAGUCCUACUCCUAUAUAUUGGUUGUGUCUGAUUGGUACCCUUUGCAUGCAAUAGGAAGCCUAGCUACUACUGUUGUAGUACCACAGUAGCCGAGUUCGUGCGUGCGCCAACUGUUUCCUAGCAUAGCAAGCUGGUCGAGCUUCCGAAGAUGGCGCGGCAGCGUACGCGCUCUGCCUCCGCGCUCGCGCUCGCCGUGGCGUUGGUCGUCGGAGUCUUGGCGUCCAUCCCUAUCGAGGUGGCAUCCAUCGGCGUGUGCAACGGGAUGAUAGGCGACAGCCAGUCCCUGCCGUCGCGGGCCGACGUGGUGCAGCUGUACAGGACCAAGGGCAUCAGCGCCAUGCGCAUCUACGCCCCGGACCCCGAGACGCUCCAGGCCCUCGGCGACACCGGCAUCGACCUCAUCAUGGACGUCGGCAACGGCAACCUUUCCGCCCUCGCCUCCGACCCCGGCUUGGCGGCGUCCUGGGUCCAGGAAAACGUGCUGGCCUACCCGCGGGUCAGCAUCAAGUAUAUCGCGGCCGGCAACGAGGUGGAAGGCGGCGACACGCAGAACAUCGUCCCGGCCAUGACGAACCUCAACGCCGCGCUCUCCAAGGCCAGCCGCCCUGACGUGAAGGUGUCCACGGCUGUCAAGAUGAGCGUGCUCGCGUCCUCCUCGCCUCCCUCCAGCGGCGUGUUCAAAGACGCGUACAUGACGGAGGUGGCCCAGCUGCUCAAGGACACCAGCGCGCCGCUGCUCGCCAACGUGUACCCCUACAUCGCCAAAAGGGACACCCCGACCAUCGACCUCAGCUUCGCGCUCUUCCAGCCGAGCCCCAACCCGGUGAACGACAACGGCCUCACCUACACCAACCUCUUCGACGCCAUGGUCGACGCGAUGUACACGGCCAUGGAGCAGGCGGGCGCGUCGGCCGUGCCCAUCGUGGUCUCGGAGAGCGGGUGGCCGUCGGCCGGCGACGACCUGGCAACCCCCACUAACGCGCAGGCGUACAACCAGAACCUGAUCGACCACGUCGGCAAAGGUACGCCCAAGAGGGCCGGGCCCCUGGAGACGUACAUCUUCGCCAUGUUCAACGAGAACCGAAAGGACGGGCCCGAGACAGAGAGGAACUUUGGACUGUUCAACGGACCCGACAAGACGCCGGUGUACCCUAUAAACUUCACCAAUUACAUUGCCGUUUUGCGCCACAGCGCCAUGGCUUCCUCGUCCAUCUCGGCCAAGCUGAGACGGCGCUCCCGCCUCCAGUUCUCGCGACGAUCCUCGUCGGUGAUAAGCCCCGGGGGAGGCGCCAACUCCUGCGCCCGCUCCCGCGUCGCCAUGUCCGGUAAGUUCAUGUCCCAACGGGACCGCCGGAGGCGCCAUGCCGCAGCGUCGUACGCGCGGGCGCCCUCCUGGGCGGUGUCGAAGCAAGCUGAUCGAUCGAUGGAGCUUCUCAAGAUGGCGCGGCAACGUACGGUGGCCAUGGCGUUGGUCGUCGGAGUCUUGGCGUCCAUCACUAUCGAUCAGGUGCAAUCCAUCGGCGUGUGCAACGGCAAGGUAGGCGACAACCUGCCAUCGCGGGCCGAGGUGGUGCAGCUCUACAAGUCCCUGGGAAUCGGCGCGAUGCGCAUCUACGAGCCGGAACCCGAGACGCUCCUGGCCCUCGACGGCACCGAGAUCGACCUCAUCAUGGACGUGGGUGGCGGCUUCGCCGCCAUCGCCUCCGACCCUGACGCCGCGGCCGACUGGGUCCGUGACAACGUGCUUGCCUUCCCGGGCGUCCGCAUCAAGUACAUUGCGGCCGGCAACGAGGUGGAGGGCAGCGACACGGACAGCAUCGUCCCGGCCAUCAAGAACCUCAACGCCGCGCUCGCCGCGGCCAGCCGCACUGACGUCAAGGUGUCCACGGCGGUCAAGAUGAGCGUGCUCGGCUCCUCCUCGCCGCCCUCCGAGGGCGCGUUCAAGGACGCGUACAUGACGGAGGUGGCCAAGAUGCUCAAGGCCACCGGAGCCCCGCUCCUCGCCAACGUGUACCCCUACUUCGCCAAAAGGGACACCCCGGACAUCAACCUCGGCUUCGCGCUCUUCCAGCAAAGCCCCAGCACGGUCAGCGACAGCGGUCUCACCUACACGAACCUCUUCGACGCCAUGGUCGACGCGCUUUACUCGGCCUUGGAGAAGGCGGGUGCGCCGGAGGUGCCCAUCGUAGUCUCGGAGAGCGGCUGGCCGUCAGCCGGCGACGACCUGGCAACCGUCGCUAACGCGCAGGCGUACAACCAGGGGCUGAUCGACCACGUCGGCAAAGGCACGCCCAAGAGGGCGGUGCCGCUGGAGGCGUACAUCUUCGCCAUGUUCAACGAGAACCAAAAGGGAGGGGCCGUGACAGAGAAGAACUUUGGGCUGUUCAACGGCCCCGACAAGACGCCGGUGUACCCUAUAAAGUUCAACAAUUAGCUAAGACAACCGGACUACAUAUUCAUGUAUUACAGUACAUAUAUAGCUGCUGCUUCGAUCCAUCUUAAUAAGCUGCAGAAUAAUUCGUACAAUGUCAUAUGAAUAAGAGCCAUCAGUUGUGUUGGCAAUACGAAUCGUUUUCCCUCAAGCAUUGUAAACUUGUGAUGUACAGCGUUUGAUUCUAUUUUUCCCCUCAUAAACAAGUAUUUUUGCUAAUUCAAAGUUGACUGAUAAUUGUUGUCGA